GGGGGCGGCGAGUGCUGGGCUAGCGCGGGCGGUAGGCAACGGCUAAGGCGGCGGCGGCGUGGGCUGGGCUCGAGCGGGCGGCGGCAUCUCAGACUCCCGGGAGCGGGAGCCCACGCGGGCGGGCGCCUGAAACAAAGGAAAGCCAGAGUCAGGGCGCCGCGGGUGGGUGGUCAGUCGGUCAGCGUGAAGCCGGCCAGCGGGUGUCGCGCAAGCCCGGAGCCCGGUCGGCCGGCGCGGCCUCAGGGCGGGAAGAUGCCGCGCGUCGUGCCCGACCAGAGAAGCAAGUUCGAGAACGAGGAGUUCUUCAGGAAGCUGAGCCGCGAAUGCGAGAUUAAGUACACGGGCUUCAGGGACCGGCCCCACGAGGAGCGCCAGGCGCGCUUCCAGAACGCUUGCCGCGACGGCCGCUCGGAAAUCGCUUUUGUGGCCACAGGAACCAAUCUGUCUCUCCAGUUUUUUCCGGCCAGCUGGCAGGGAGAACAACGACAGACACCUAGCCGGGAGUAUGUCGACUUAGAAAGAGAAGCAGGCAAGGUAUAUUUGAAGGCUCCCAUGAUUCUGAAUGGAGUCUGUGUUAUCUGGAAAGGCUGGAUUGAUCUCCAGAGACUGGAUGGUAUGGGCUGCUUGGAGUUUGAUGAGGAGCGAGCCCAGCAGGAGGAUGCAUUAGCACAACAGGCCUUUGAAGAGGCUCGGAGAAGGACACGUGAAUUUGAAGACAGAGACAGGUCUCAUCGGGAGGAAAUGGAGGUGAGAGGUUCACAGCUGCUGGCAGUAACUGGCAAGAAGACAACAAGACCCUAGUCCUGGUUCCAAUUUAGGUGGCGGUGAUGACCUCAAACUUCGUUAAUUAGCAGCACAGCAGAUGUGCCCCCCCAUCUUUACAUAUACUUUGUGUCUAGUUGGCAGAAAUAAUCAUUAUUAAAAGACCAGAAACUGUGAUAACUGGAGGUACUGCGGUCUAUUUCUCAACCUUCGGCAGUAACAAGACAUCACAAACUGCCAUGGUUUUGCACUAUGAUUAUAGAAUACCUGCAUUUCUAAUUUUGUAUGCAUUAGCCAGUAAUUUGAAUUUUUUCCUAUGCAAGCUUACUUUGUUGGCAUUAUUUUAGUGAGUUGAAACUAUCCACUUGUAAAACUCUUUUUUUCUCCAUUUUAAUUUAAAAGAUUCUGUCAUUUAAAAACAAGUUAAAUUUAAAUUUUUAUCAGAGGGUUUCCCCCAAUCAGGUGUUCUAAUUAUUUUUGGAAUUUUAGAUGUGUUGGUUACACAACUUCAUUUUAAAUAGACACUCUUGGUCAUUUGUUUUGUUUCUGUGUUUUUAUAGUUUGUGGCAUUUUAAAACUGCUGAUGUGUUUGCAUUAUUUUAAACAAGCUAAAAACCUAGUAGCAUAGAGCUGUCUGCCACAGCCUUUUAACACAAAGUUUACAGUUGUUAAAGUUGCAGUAUCCUUUUAAAUGUUGAUAAUCAGCUCCUUUUUCUUUUCUCCUUAAACGUAAAAAUGUUUAAUUGGUAUUAACUCUAAUCUGCCCCAGAUCUGUUUUACAUUUUGUUCUGUAAUCAUGUGUUUGUGUGGAGAUAUUCUCCACAGAUGGUAAUAAUAUUCCACUGAAAUGCCUAAAGAAGUCGCAGGCUGGCUUCUGUUUUAUUCAGGGACUUUUUUUUUUUUUUUUAAGUCAAUCAGAAAAGGGAUACUGGAGCUUCUUCAUGUAUGUAACAACAUAUUAAACUGGAGACAGUGAUGAAUCAGCUACCAAGGUAAUAUUGUAUUAAAAUCAUGUUUAAGAUAGCUGCUUUUAUGUGUAUUUCAUAAUGCAUGCUUUUGUAAAAAUGCUGGGUGAUGAAAAAUUAGUCUUAGAAAAUGUUCAUCUGUGCAGAGGAUACAUUUUCUUCAUUUAUUAUGGAAAAAAACUCACAGGUUAUAUAUAUGGUAUUUUCCAAAAGGACUAUAAUAGAACCUUUUGAAAUGAAUUAGUAUAAGAAUAUUUUUUAAAUAGGCUCACUGUCAAAUUGGAUGCAACUUUGUUUUUAAUAUAAGACUGGAAAAAAGUGCUAAGUCAUUUGGUACCUCCUUGCAAAUAUUUUUCAUGUCACAUUCAUUAAAUGUUACUGCAUUUCU
Messenger RNA from Lontra canadensis (Northern American river otter), 2115 nucleotides. It is a transcript of the gene CBFB, whose product is annotated as core-binding factor subunit beta. The coding region runs from base 253 to 801 and encodes 182 amino acids. Gene Ontology annotation, molecular function: sequence-specific DNA binding; transcription coactivator activity. Gene Ontology annotation, cellular component: core-binding factor complex; nucleus. Gene Ontology annotation, biological process: regulation of transcription by RNA polymerase II. The record is from RefSeq and is a predicted model, not a curated record. The transcript has 6 exons. Lineage: Eukaryota; Metazoa; Chordata; Mammalia; Carnivora; Mustelidae.